Molecule: messenger RNA, 7162 nt
Organism: Bacillus rossius redtenbacheri
Lineage: Eukaryota; Metazoa; Arthropoda; Insecta; Phasmatodea; Bacillidae
Product: gastrula zinc finger protein XlCGF8.2DB-like
Exons: 9
Coding region: 2482-3921 (479 amino acids)
Biological process (GO): regulation of transcription by RNA polymerase II
Cellular component (GO): nucleus
Molecular function (GO): DNA-binding transcription factor activity, RNA polymerase II-specific; RNA polymerase II cis-regulatory region sequence-specific DNA binding
Source: RefSeq, a predicted model, not a curated record
UUUUUUUUUUUUUUUUUUUUUUUUUUUUUUAAUUGCCUGGUAGCCUUACGAUAUUGACUGUUUACAGCACAACUGUAGCCAACUAUGAAGAAUUAAAAAUAUGUACUCUAAUUCAUCCAUUUCAUAUAUUUAAGUUUAUCUCUGGAUCUUGAAGGUAUGAUCUUGGUGGAAUGAUCCUCUUGGCUUUAUCCUGUGGUACCUACAUGAUGUUUGCUGUUUAAGGCAAUGGAUUGGUGGAGCAAGGACGCUUUUGGCAACGUGUGUUGGAAUACAGGACUUGAAAAAUCGGGCAGAACUGUUUACCCGAUUAUUAAACAAGAAAUUAACGAGCUGGUGGAGGAUAUUUAUAGUCAUGAAGUUAAAAAUAAUGUUCAGAAUGGCUGUAAGUAUGAACAUGAUAGUGAUGUUGACAGAAAUGACAGUAGCCAUGAAGAUACAAGUAAUGGAAGAGUCAUAGUUCACAGCACUGAUUCAUCCAUGGCAACAUAUGAUUUUGCGUUUGUUAACAUUAAAACGGAGGUAGCUGAGCAAAGUGAGAAUGAAGACUUGACAAUCAAUGAAGAACAAAUUGGUUAUGAACCAUCAGAAAAAAUUAAUGUUUUGCCAGCAGUCCCAAAUAUGGAUGAAAACUUCAAAAGUGGCAGUGUGGCAUGUGUGAGGACAAACAUGGAUUCUGUCAAAAGUACUUUUGGGCAAAUUUCUACAGCAUAUGUUCAAUCAAGUUGUUCAGUUUGCAGUGCUAAAUUUUCUCGGAAACAUAGCCUGAAAUUGCAUAUGCGUAUACACACAGGAAAUGGAUUGGUGGAGCGAAGAUGCUUUUGGCAAUGAGUGUUGGAGUAUAGGGCUUGAAAGAUUGGGCAGAACUGUUUACCCGACAAUAAAACAAGAAAGUAAUGAGCUGGUGGAAGAUAAUUAUAGCCAUGAAGUUAAAGAUAAAGCCCAGAGCGACUGUAAGUAUGAAGAUGAUAGUGAUGUUGACAAAGAUGACAGUAGCCAUGAAGAUACUAGUAAGGAUAGUAUUAUAGUUCUCAGCUCUGAUUCAUCCAUGGCAGCUUGUGAUAUUACUUUCCCUAACAUUAAAAUGGAGGUGGCUGAGGAAAAGGAAUACAAAGAAGUAACAAUUGGUGAAGAACAAAUUGUUUAUGAAUCAUCAGAAGAAAGUAAUGGUAAGUAUGACAAGUUUACUCCUAACUUAUGCUUAUCUUUGAUAUAAACUUAAUUUAAUCUCAUCCAACCCAAACUUACUUUUGAUUUAGUGUCAAAAAUAACUUAAAAUGGUGGGUUUAGGAGUGAACGAUAUGGCAGCUACACCUAUUGUAAAAGGCAGUGUUAUUGAAAUGAACACUUUGUGAAAGAACCUACGUGUCAAAUAGCAGUUUUAUCUUAGCACGCAUCUUAACCCUUAAUUUGACGGUGUGUCAUAUACGACACAUUAAGUUUUGAAAAUAAAUAAGAAAUUACUGUUUUUUAAAGCCGCGUUUCUCUCUGUUGUAAUAUCUUUGGUGUAGUUUUAUAUUCUCUAUGCAUUGGAUUUUGAUGCCACCUGUCGAUGCAAAGAGAAAUUAUUGCAGCAUGAUGAGAAGAUGGCAUCGUGAGGGAGGAAGUAUGUGCGUCACAUGGUGAGUUAUAUGUAAAUUUUUAAUGAAAUGGGUAACUUUUUAAUUCAAAUAAUUUAUAUACUUUCAAAAAUAGUAUUUAGGCAUUGCACUAUAGUAUUAUAAUAUAAAAUUACAUGUUGUUGAUUUUAUAUGAGCCAUAAAAGUAUGUAUCACAUGUGACACGCCACCAAAAAUGAGUAAAUCAAUGUCUUGUUACAUAUGUAUCAUAUAUGACACAUUGCCAAAAUCCUAACAUUUAUGUGUGCUUUUAGGCUGUAUCAAAUAUAACACAUUGCCAAAUAUGUGAACAAGUAAAUCAUUGUGAUAUUUUGCAACUGUUACUGGAAGUCUUAGAUUAACAAACAAGUUUUAGGGUGAAAAGGCAAGUUAAAGUUCCUUAUUUCAAAUAUAUAUACCUAGUUUGAAAUAUAAACAUUUUAUUUUUACAAGGGCCAAAAGAUCUACUGCUCAUCAAGAGUGCAGUCCAUUAUGGCGUUGCUUCCUACAAAUAGAAAUAUUUCAGACAUGGCCACAGACUCAGAAGAUGACCCAGAAAAUAUUUUCAAAAUAUCAUCAAGUAGGGAAACCAACAAUGACGACACAAGUUCUGUAAGUUCUGCAGCUCCAUCUUUGACAGCAUUUCUUGAAAUUUUACUUUUUGAACAUGAUACUUGAUACAGGUAAAUAAAUGCAAUCAUUAGAAAAAUAUAUAGCACAAUUAGUUCCAGAAUCAUACCAACAUUCCGAUGAUUUACAGCAUGCUGAGAACAUUCUAAGACAAAAACGCCCAAUUUUCCUUGUGAUCAUGCACUGCCUCAAACACAUUCUAUGACUGCUUUAGAAGCCAGACAAUCAACUGGUAAUUUUUUUUCCCAUAACGCAGAUGACACAGUGCCUGGCAUUACCUGUUCUUCCGCCACAAGUUGAAGACAUUCCUGCUAGUUGUAAAAGUGACAGUUUGCAUGAUGCACAUUUACCUACCAUAGUAGACAGUUCAUUUACAAAUUACCACAUUGAUGAACACCAGAUAAUACAUUCUGACACCAUAAAAGCAAGUAGUGAUCCUACUGCUGCAAGAUCCAUUUGUACAGAAAUUAAAAACAAUGCCAUAUCAGAAAACUCCAAUAUAAUUUCACAUCAAUAUGGAAACGCCACAACACAAAGAUGCCCACAACUUUCUUGUGUUGCAAGUUCUACAAUACAGUUAAAUGAUUCCAUAACAACUUCAUUCAACAAUGAUGCUCAUGAAACCACAAAGGGAGGAAAAUGUACACAUGCACCAAGUAACAUAAUGCAGUCUCCUGUAACCCGCUCAAAAUGUAAGUUGGAAAAACAGAGUCCCCCUCUAAGCCAAAUUAUUGGAAAGUGUAUGAAACCAAAUACCACUGGAACAAUUAAAAGCCCUGCCAAGCAUGCAAAAUUAGACAUAAAGUGGAAAAACAUUCCUUUUCGUAAACAAGAUAAGUUUGAACCAACAGAAAAAGAGAGACCAGUACCUACGAAAAUAAAAUCUCCCAUAGAGUACUUCACAUCAGUUUUUCCUGAGGAAAUUUUUAAUAUUAUGGUUGAACAAACCAAUUUGUACUCAACUCAAGUCACACAAGUGAACGGUGGAUCUGCUUUAGUGGUUACGAAGGAUGAUAUUACAGAUUUCUUAGCUAUUGAGAUUUUAAUGGGUGUUGUAGACAUGCCAUGUUACCUAGAUUACUGGUCGAAUGAUUUGAGGAAUGAUAAAAUAGCCAGCCUCAUGCCCCUCAAAAAGUACCAACAAAUAUGGUGUUUCAUCCACUUUGUAAACAACGAUGAUGCAAGUGAUGACAGGUAUUUUAAAAUCAGGCCAUUAGUUAAGAUUAUUAGGGAACGGUGCUUGAAAUUAGACCAUGAAUCUCGAUUUUCUAUCGAUGAGAUGAUGAUCCCAUACAAAGGGGAAAAGGCAGGAAGUAGGAGGCAGUAUCUUCCUAGUAAACCCAAGAAGUGGGGAUUUAAAGUCUUUGUUCGUGCUGGAGUCUCUGGUAUAAUUUAUGACUUCCUUUUUUACGGAGGUGAUGAUACUUUUCGUAACCGCCCAUUUACUAGAGAAGAAGAACUCUUUGGACUUGGCCCAAAAGUUGUCAUUGCACUCUGUAAAACUAUUCCUAACCCUGCAACUUCAGUUGUCUAUUUUGACAAUAAUUAUUUUACAACUCUUUCUUUGGUUUACUACCUGCGGAAUGAGCUUGGCAUCUUCAGUUUAGGUACAAUCAGGGCAAAUAGGAUUCCUCGCUGUAAAAAACUCACUGAUGAAAAAUCAAUAAAAAAGAAAAAAAUGAGGAAGUUUCUAUAAUGUAGUUUCAGACGAGCACAAGUUGUCUGUUGUCAGAUGGGUCGAUAACAAAGCUGUAACUCUAGUUUAUUCUUAUGCUGAUGCCUAUCCCAUAUCAAGUGUGAAGAGGUAUUGCAAAGAAACUAGAGAAAAAGUAGAAGCUGUGUGUCCAUAUGUUGUGAAGGAAUACAACACACAUAUGGGAGGAGUAGAUUUGGCAGAUAUUCUUAUCGCUCUAUACCGGACACCCCUAAAAACAAGGAGAUGGUACCUUGCAAUUUUCGCACAGUUCCUUGAUAUAUGUGUAAACAAUGCUUGGCUUUUAAUGAGACAAGAUCUUCAGCUGUGUAACAUGAAACAAGGCAUGUCACUCAAAGCUUUCCGAAUUGAACUUUUUGAGAGCCUUACAUUGAAGAAGAGAGUUCGCGGUAGACCUAGCAAAUCAAACAUUGCACCUGUUGAAAAGAUCAAAGCCCAAAUGAAGCCUCGACCAUGUGACGAAGUGAGACGUGAUAUGUUCGGACAUUUCCCAGUGUUUACAUCACGUGGAAGAUGCAAGCUGUGCGUCAAGGGCCAGACAUUCUUAGAAUGCAGUAAGUGCAAGCUUAGGUUUUUCCUGAAAGAGAAGAGCAAUUGCUUCUUAGAUUUCCAUACUCAAAAAACAAGGUAACCAUGUAAACGACACUACCAUAGUCUAGAAACAUUGAAAUAACCAGUUGUUUGAAAUAUUGUAGUGAAAUCUUUUGUGUGGUAUUUCAGUUUGAGCUCAUAAAGUUUGAAAUAUCUGUUGCUGUACCUGACUUGUACACUAUAAUUUAUUUGUAGCAACUUGUACAGGGUAAUAAAUUAUUUCAAUGGUAUUUCCUUUCCCGAACUAAUAAUUUUGUGUACUGUAAAUAAGUUUUAAUUGUAAUGUAAUGUAAAACAUAUUUUUAAUUGUACUGUAAAACAUAUAGCUUUUAGAAUGUUUCUUGUACAUUCUCUAAUUUUGAUUUUUUAACUUACGUUUUUGCGAUAUGUAUUUUAUGCACUUUAUAUAUUUUUGAUUUCCAACUGCUGUAAAAUUUACCCUUUCAUUGGCAAUGUACCAUAUUUGACACAUCACAAAAUUGAAGUGAUUGUUUGCAUAUUUGACAAUGUAUCGCAUGUGAUACAUUCAUUUUAUUAUACUUUUUAAAUAAAUUGAAUUUUUUGAUUAUUUUUUUUCUAGUAUUUAUCACUUCAAACAUGCAAAAUCAUUGUUGUAAUAAUUUUUACUUCCAAAAAAUUUUUUUGCCAAAUUAAGGGUUAAAAAUGUUUCAGAGAUGGGAGAUAAAAUAAUGGACUCCCUUGAAUGUAAUGAGUUCAUUUAAAAUUACAGUUAGUGUCUUUUACCACAAGGUCGUAUAAAGUUCAUACAAGUACAUAUGCUGUCACAGUGGCUUCCUAGAGUGAGUGCCACAGGGUGAAAUAUUUUACAGGCUGCUCCCAUUUCAGCAUGCCAGGUCAUGUUCCUGUCAGCUGUUUCUCUCUCUCAGUAGCAUUCAGCGGAGUCACUUUGAUAACAUGACUGAUGCCAUAGUGAUUGACCACUCUACCGAGAAAUUGGAAACUCUGAAUUAGCAUUGAAUAUUUUUGGUGCCAGGAAAUUGGUGAGAUAACCAUGAAUUUUUUUUAAUCCGCCGAGAAUUAUUUUUCUAGCUAGUUCGAAAAAAACUUAGUUGAAAAACUGCACACCAUGUCGUCAAACAGUGUCAGGUAUACAGUUUUCAAGGUCUGUAUAGAGCAUAGUUGAAAGGCUACAUGCUGCGCCUAUCAGCUGCAUUUUUGACCUUUGUUUAUUUGUGAACCUCAGCAGUGGCUGUGGCAAAUUUGGUAACUGAUGUGUAGAGACCUGCAAAAUUCGCGGAUUCAUUUCGUGAUAUGCUACAAUUCAAAUAAUUAUACCUUAGUGUUGCUUUUGCAAUUGGUUCACUGUUAAUCUGGAGGACUGAGGGCCAAUUAGAGACCCUCACUCAUAGAAGUGUCGAAUCACAGACACUCGGUCGAGAAACUCACAAGUCAGCAGCCAAUGAACAGGUGGCAUUUGCCCGAGUGUGUAGAGUGUAGUAGAGUCUAUCCUGGAGGUCAUUGAAUCCGCUAAUUUUGCAGGUCUCUACUGAUGAGAUGACUGUGGGUUGGAGGGGGAGGAAGUCCUCCGCUCAGUUUUAAUUUUACUGCGAAAGGUUUUCACAGACUGCAACUACAAACAGAAGCCAUCAUCAACACAAAUACAGUGAUUUGACACAUGAAAGACUAGGGGAUCUCGAUUGCAGGAUAAUGUGAAAAAAUUUAGUUGAAACUACACUAGCAGAUAGUGAUAUAUAUUUAUAUAGUACAACAUAGCUACUAGUACACACAGACUAUUAGGCAUCUGCCCUUGUGCAGGUGAUGCUACAUUGUCGACAGUCUCCUGGCUCGUCCGUCGUGUUGUUCUCAGUGGGAAUUCAGGCAUUGCAGUUUGCAUAUACGGCACCAUAUCACUCAAAGUAGUUAACUGGAGUCUGUUAAUUGCGGUUCUCUUGGUUUAAACAACGGCUAAAUUAUGCUUUGGAAAAAACACGAUGCACAGAAAAUAUAUAUUCUUAACACAAAUACUUUUUUAUUUUAAGGUUACAUUUAUUUUAAAUAAUUAUUGUUAAUGGGAAGUAAUUAAUAUUAAGGGAUUGACUUUGUUUUAUUAUCUCUGAUGUAGAUCUACAUGGUUAGCUAAAUAUUUAUUACCGUAGUAACAUUUCAUGAAAUUUCUUAUAAAAUCCUUUAAAAUAUUGGAUGAAUUCUGGAUUUUUUUUUUUUUUUUUUUUAAAAAAAAGGUGUUCACCCUGGAAAUGUUGUUACUGUUAGAAACCAAACAGUUCUUAUUUAAGUAGUACUUAUUUAUCUUACUUAAUAUUGUAAUAUUUUAAUAUUUUGUCUGGUUUUCUUGAAACUAGUAUUGAGACCUCGUGUAUCCCUAUGACUCUAGGUUUUUGAAACCCAUCUCAUAGUUUACAUGGCUAAAAUAAAUAAUGUACACAUGCUGAUAUAGUUGACCAGCUGUCACAGAUAAGAGUUGUAGCUCCUAUCAUUAUCCGUCAACGUAUUAAAUUUAGGUUUAUUCACCAAAAGAAUUUGUUUAACUAAGAAGACUGACAGCUUAGUUACAAUCUCAAUUAUUUGCAGUAACCAAAUCAUAGGCUAUAGGGAAAAUUGAAAAUUUUAAAGGAUUUACUAUUGCAAAGCAAAAAAAAAAAAAAAUAGAUGA